AUGGGACUCCUCACGAACCUCACAAACCUCAAGGACAAGGUCGAGGCCGCAAGGCACUCUGCUGCUGCUCCCUCACCUCCAUCCGCAGCCCAACCACAAACUCAGCCCAGCUCCUCUUCCAAACCAUGUUCCAAGAGAGGUCUAUGUUGGCCUCUAGAGAACAACAACAACAACGAUCAAGUCUCCGCCUUCACCCGCCCAGGCACAAAAGUCUCAUGGCUAUACAACUGGUCCCCCAACCCAACCACCUGUUCCCUCGAAUGGGUCCCCAUGUCCUGGAACACCGCAGACAUGUCCUCCCUCCCAGGCAAAGUCGCCCACCAAUCCGCCAGUCACCUCCUCGCCUUCAACGAGCCCGAACUCCCCGACCAAUCCAACAUCUCCGUCUCCUCCGCCGCCGCGGCAUGGCUCGAACACAUCGAACCCAUCCGACGCACUGGCGUCCGCUGCGGCAGUCCAGGCAUCUCUUCCGCAGGCCACGCCGUGAAAUGGUUGCAGGACUUCGUAUCCGCCAUCCGACAGGGCGGUUCAGAUGUGGACUUUUGGGCUAUCCACUGGUACGGUGUUGAUCUGGGCGGGUUUUACGACUACAUCUGGUCGACGCAUCAUCAACUCGGACCGGAGAAACCGGUCUGGAUCACCGAGUUUGCGGCGACGAAUUGGAAUGAGAGUGAGCCACUGCCCCGAGAGCAUGUAGAGAAUUUCGCGAGGGAGAGUUUUAAGUAUGUUGACACGUUGGAUUGGGUGGAGCGGUAUUGUUGGUUUGGACCGAUGAGGAACACGGGGACGGUGGGGAAGUGGGCGAGGAUGUAUGAUGAUGAGGGCAAAUUGACGGCGCUGGGGAAGGCGUAUAGAGAUGAGUGA
Messenger RNA from Zymoseptoria tritici IPO323, 864 nucleotides. RefSeq lists its product as uncharacterized. NCBI's taxonomy places the organism in Eukaryota, Fungi, Ascomycota, Dothideomycetes, Mycosphaerellales, Mycosphaerellaceae. The transcript has 2 exons. Gene Ontology annotation, cellular component: fungal-type cell wall. Bases 1 to 864 code for a protein of 287 amino acids. Gene Ontology annotation, biological process: fungal-type cell wall polysaccharide metabolic process. The record is from RefSeq and is a predicted model, not a curated record.